Brassica oleracea var. oleracea is the source of this 1991-nucleotide messenger RNA. Its product is annotated as ALBINO3-like protein 1, chloroplastic. The transcript is spliced from 10 exons. Lineage: Eukaryota; Viridiplantae; Streptophyta; Magnoliopsida; Brassicales; Brassicaceae. Gene Ontology annotation, molecular function: membrane insertase activity. The coding region runs from base 173 to 1666 and encodes 497 amino acids. Gene Ontology annotation, biological process: protein localization to chloroplast; thylakoid membrane organization; protein insertion into membrane. Gene Ontology annotation, cellular component: chloroplast thylakoid membrane. The record is from RefSeq and is a predicted model, not a curated record.
AGUUAAAACCCCAAAGGGGACUGUUUUAGCUUCCACUUCCAUGGUCGGUCUCGCGCACUGAGAGACGUGAAGCAAGAUACAACACUUGCAAUAAUCCAAAUCCUCCCCAUUUCUUCUGAACCAAAAACCCUAAAACCCACUUACCUUUCUUGUCUCGUCUUUCUCUCUGGAGAUGGCUUCUUCGAUAUCUCUAAGGCCGACGAGCCUUAUCCUCUCAUCAACUUUCUCUACAGGCAGAGUCCUCCACUUCCGCCGCUCCCCUUUCAGCCGCACACCGUCGUCUUCCUCUUGCCGCCAUCGGACUCUGGUUGCUCAAUUCGGAUUGGGACCAGGUUCGUUUCCCGACCCAGGCUUCUCACUCGAUUUGAUCAAGGACCAUGCUGAGAGUCUUCUCUACACCAUCGCUGAUGCCGCCGUUUCGUCCUCAGAAACGUUUGAAUCUGUUUCCGGCACUACCACAAAGCAGAACAGUGAUUGGUUCUCUGGUAUCGCCAAUUACAUGGAAACUAUUCUCAAGGUUUUGAAAGAUGGGUUAUCGACAGUAAACGUACCUUACUCUUAUGGUUUUGCUAUCAUUCUACUCACCGUGCUUGUUAAGGCUGCUACGUUCCCCUUGACGAAAAAGCAGGUCGAAUCUGCUAUGGCUAUGAAGUCUUUGCAGCCUCAAAUUAAGGCCAUUCAGGAACGCUAUGCUGGUGAUCAGGAGAGAAUUCAGCUUGAAACUGCCAGAUUGUAUAAACUCGCUGGAAUAAACCCCCUUGCAGGGUGCCUCCCCACACUAGCCACAAUACCAGUCUGGAUUGGACUAUAUAGAGCCCUCUCAAAUGUUGCCGAUGAGGGACUCUUAACGGAAGGCUUUUUCUGGAUCCCUUCUCUUGCCGGUCCAACAACUGUUGCUGCAAGACAGAGUGGCAGUGGAAUCUCAUGGUUGUUCCCUUUCAUUGAGGGACACCCACCUCUCGGAUGGUCGGACACAUUAGCAUAUCUUGUCUUACCUCUAUUGCUCAUCUUCACUCAGUAUCUCUCCAUUCAAAUCAUGCAGUCCUCGCAGGGGCAGAGUAAUGAUCCAGCAAUGAAGAGCUCACAAGCGGUGACGAAGCUUCUUCCCCUGAUGAUUGGUUAUUUUUCACUAUCAGUUCCUUCGGGUUUAAGUCUCUAUUGGUUGACCAAUAACAUUUUGAGCACAGCACAGCAAGUAUGGCUUCAAAAAUAUGGUGGUGCCAAAAAUCCGAUGGAGAAGCUAACUAAUUUGGUCAUGAAGGAAGAUAAAACUCAAAAGGUUGAGAAGUCUAUCUCAGAACCGCUAGUUCAGAAGUCUGUUUCAGAACUGAAAAUACCAAAAGAGAAGGGCGGUGAAAAAGUGACCUCAGAAGGGCCCAAACCUGGUGAAAGGUUUAGGCUGCUCAAAGAACAAGAAGCAAAGAGACGACGAGAAAAAGAAGAGGCUAGGCAGAAAGCCGAAGCAGCUCUGUCAAAUCAAAAUAUAGGCAGCGUACAGGAACAAGAGGAGAAAUCUGAUACAGCUGAUGUCGCUGUAGGAAAUAAUGAGAAAGCCAAACUUUCAGCAGUGGGAGAAACAGCUGAUGGCUCUGUCGCUGUGAAUGGGAAGCCAUCCAUUCAUGGCGUUGGCCAUGAUACAGAACAACACCAUUCUCAUGAAGCAUAGAAGAGGGUAACACUAAAGGUGAAGCUGAACAAAGAAAGAGGAGGAAUCUCGGUAUUUGGCCUUUAGCCCAUAUGCAACAAAGUUGAAAGAUCUUAGGAGUGGGGGGACGGUGUGGUCUUUACAGUUUAGAUAUGUGCAGGAAGACCUUAGGAAAUGCCGAAAUGGUCAAAUGGGUUUUGUAAGUCAUGGAAGUUUAGUUCAUGUUCUAAAUACGUUAUUCCACAGGUUUUGCUCUAAUACGACAGUGGUUUGAACUCUUCAAUUAUGAGACUUGGCUGAAUCUCCGAUUGAGAUAUGGUUAGAAACGUAGAAAAUACAAACAAUA